Messenger RNA from Lytechinus pictus (painted urchin), 5836 nucleotides. RefSeq names its product rac GTPase-activating protein 1-like. Gene Ontology annotation, biological process: Rho protein signal transduction; mitotic spindle midzone assembly; mitotic cytokinesis. The coding region runs from base 548 to 2512 and encodes 654 amino acids. Gene Ontology annotation, molecular function: GTPase activator activity. The record is from RefSeq and is a predicted model, not a curated record. The transcript is spliced from 19 exons. NCBI's taxonomy places the organism in Eukaryota, Metazoa, Echinodermata, Echinoidea, Temnopleuroida, Toxopneustidae. Gene Ontology annotation, cellular component: centralspindlin complex; midbody; spindle midzone.
ACACACAAUCUCCAUUCACUUCAGACAUGCACGAAACCGAAAUCAGCCGGCAUUUUAAAACGAUGAAAUAGACACUGAUUUAGUGAUUUCUUAAUUAACUUACUGCUACAUGUUGCUGCUGGUAGCCAUGAUGUACUCGUCUGUUGUGAUAAUGAGUGUGAAAAUUGUGAUUUGGCGGCUCUUAAGGCCGAAAAACUUGUCUUUGCCACCCUGCUAAACAUGGCGAUGUGAAAUUCUUCCAGGGGUCACGCACACUGCACUGCUGUUCGGAAUGUAUCGGCACAUUUCGGAGCACCCGAGCGAUGUCGUGCGAAAAGGGUCAAGUACCACGUGACAGCCUAGCUAAGCUGUGAAUGGCUGCAGCUGAUCCAAUGCGAUUAUUGAUAUUUUUGGUAGCGCGUGAAAUGAAUGAAUGAACGGGCCGUUGGAUUCGACAGAACUACGUUACAAAGGCAACUGAAUAUUUGAUUUUCUAGGUGUAGUGGUGGACUAUAGCUAGAUCAACCUUCCCAAAGUUUCCUGAUUGAAGUGAGAGCAUCGCCCCGUCAUGACGACCCUGGCGAGGAACCCCAAGUCUCUGGUGGCUGCCUUCGAUGAAGUUGUCCACUAUUCAUCCAUUUUGUCAAAAGGAUGCGAAGAAGAGUUUAUGAUCUGUGUGAAGAACCAGGAGGAGUGUCGGACGAGAUUGCUUGCCGUCGAACAGGAUAGGAUGGGAGGAAGGGAAAAGAGUAUGAAGCUGGGAGCCGAGAGGGAUGCACUCCUAACCAAACUCAAACAUGCAAGAAAUCAGUUAGAAUCUGAGAUGUCAAGGAGGAAGAAGGCUGAAUCAUCACAAGAAGAUCUAGAACGCCAGAUUGCCCUGAUCCGCGAACUCCUCACCAAUGACAACAACAAGAUGAACACGCUGACCGAGAAGGAGCGUGAAUCGCUCAUGUUCCUCAGCCACAACGCAGGACCGCCGCAGCCGGGCUCCCCCCACAAGCGUCUCUCUUGCAUCAACGAGAAGUCUGCUGACCUUCUGUCGGGCUCUGACCUUGACCUAGAUCACACGGAAGAGGAGCUGGACGUGUCGAUCUUGAGAGACGGCAAGAAGUGGCAUCGCAAGAAGAGGAAACCAAGUGCCCCACCUUUGGAAGAGGACCAUACGCCACCAAGGAAAAAGCGAUUGAGUCAUGACACAUCAAUUGUAACGACAGUGACAGUACCCCACGACCAUGGCCCCAUCAUAGCUACUACCAACGUGGAGAAGAGCAAUAGAUACAGGAGAAGCAUGAGUGAGUCCGCUCUUCCCCCGAAAGAGGAAGAGCACUUCCUGUGGAUGUCACCGAUCCAGCUACGGACACCAGGAAACAAGAGAGCCAGGAUACACACAUUCUGUACAAAGACGGUCAUCAAACCAGAGUCAUGUGACCCGUGCGGAAAGAGAAUCAAGUUUGGGAAGUAUGCAUUGAAAUGUAAAGAUUGCAGAUUAGUCUGUCAUCCAGACUGCAAAGAUAAUGCCUCCUUACCAUGCGUGCCAACAGCAGGAACACCAAACAAGGCUAGGGCGUCAGCUCUCGAUGAGUUCACACCGGAAAAUCCUCCAUACGUCCCUUCGCUAGUGAUUCAUUGCGUAAAUGAAAUUGAAAUGAGAGGCCUGACAGAAGAGGGCAUUUAUCGCUUAUCAGGCUCAGAAAGAGAGGUCAGGGAAUUGACAGAGCGACUUAACAUUAAGAACGACCCUCAACUUGAGAAGGUUAGAGACAUCCACUCUGUCUCCGGUGCACUCAAGCAGUUCCUCCGCAAUCUUCCCGAGCCUCUGGUCACCUUUGAACUCCACCAGGCUUUCAUGAAGGCUGGAGAACUGAAUGAUAUCGAUGAGAGUACCACCGCUAUGUACCAAGCCGUGAGUGAGCUACCACACCCGAACAGAGACACCAUGGCGUACAUCAUAACACAUCUUCAAAGAGUGUCUGAGAGUCCGGAGUGUAAGAUGCCUGUUUCUAAUCUGGCCAAGGUGUUUGGACCAACGAUCAUAGGGCAUGGGUGCCCAGAUCCAGAUCCUAUGCUGAUGCUCAGUGACACCAGGACGCAACCAUUGGUUGUUGAGAGGCUGAUGUCACUCCCGGCUGAUUUCUGGAAAUCUUUCAUCAACUUUGAGACCGACACAGAGAACUCUACCAUCUACGCCAACCGUCACAGGACCCCUGGAACACCCGGCCAGCCAAUUCACACCAGUAUGCUUGGGCCAGUACGCACACCGGGCAAGACACCCGGGAAGACGCCCUCUAACAGCAGCCUUGGAAAGGCCAAGACAUUCCUCGGCAAGUCCUCACUCACUCCAAGCAUGAAGAAAACUACCGAUAAGAAGUCUUCUAGCAUCACAUCAAGUCUGAAGAAAACCUCGUCUUCCAAAAUGAGCGUCAAUACUAGCUCUGCCAAAAAGUCGAUUGGUGGGAUAACAAGGUUUGGCAGCAAGAGUGAACGCAGCAAGAAGGGCACUCAUUUCUUCGCUUCUCCGACACUCCGCUAGACCAUCAACAAGUUAUCGAGGUAAUCCGGCACAACGCAACCUUGGACCUUCCGCAGCAUUUUAUGAUGGUGGCCUCAGCAGUAAAGAAUGAUUACAGAAUGGCUGACGCAGCUAUAGUUACAUAGAGAGAUCAUUUUGCUAUCAGAUUAUAACUCAGAAAUGGUCUGUUGAAGAUUUUAUUUUAUUUUGAUUACUUGCUUUAUAGUUAUAGUUAUAUCUUGUGACAAUGAACGACAAACACUACAAAAUUAAGGAAAGGCUAUUGUUGAUAUUCAAGAUUAUAUCCUACACAUACUCAGAAUGUUUUUGGACUGAUUGAUGAAAAGCGGAUUUGCCGAUCAAGCCUAAGUUUGUAUCUUUAAUCAAGUUUGUUGCACUGUAAUAACAUACCUAUUAUCACUUAAAUGCAUGAAAACAUUCCUCAUGUGCAUGAUUUAAGCAAAACACGGCUAUGAAAACUCACGUACUUCUGUUAUCGGAAUGUUAAGAUGUGAGUUGUGCUUUAUUUCAGUGAAUAAGAUUUUAUACAAGGUCAUGUUAAUUGCAUUUCUUUUUCAUGCACCUUUCAUCUUGUAUGUUAACAUUUUUCAAAGGUAACAAAGACCUGUCAGCAGUAUUACAUGUAUCUCACAAAUUGAUUUUGACAAUUCAAAGGUGGAUUAAUCAUUUAACAAUCAAAGAAUAUUUGGUGAAUUUUGUUAUACGGCACUGAUUUCCUCAGAACAUUUUGCAAUUUUUUUUCGGUUUUCUGGUUACGAACAUUCUUAUUUGAAUAACGAGGGAGUACUCAAACCUGACCCACAGAGUUGAAUCCAACUUCAUAUAAUGUACUCAUUAUUGGUGAUUCUCAAGAAUUCAUAACUAAAACUACAAAAACCAUGCCACCAGCAUUUCAUGUUUGAUAUACCAGUACUCAUUAAAAAAAAGAUUAAACGUUUGCAUGGGAGAAAGAAUAGAUAGAAUUGUAUAUUUAGCUAGGCUGUGCAAUAUAAAGAAGAAAAGAAGUCUCAUUCCGGCUGGUAUACAUCAAAGUUGGAGGAUCAUUUUGUUUAUUAUUCAUUUCUUUGUUUUAUUUAUGUAGUUGUAUUUCUUGUUUAUAAAUAUAUUUGAAAACUCAUGAAUUGUUUGCAUAACAUAUGUACAUAGAAAGGGCAUAGCUGCCUCACAGUAAAGACAUAAAAUAAACAUGUAUGUAUUUCAGUAUUGUUAAUUAUUUCUAACAACCUUUUUUUUCUCUCAUCUGUGGCAGCUAUUUGUAAUAUAAUGUAUAUACAUAUAUGUAUCAUUUUAGAGUACUGUAAAAGAGAGGGGAAAAUGUAUUAUUAAUGUACACUUUAGAGUCUGCAUACAUGCACAUAUACAUAAAGUCAACCUUCUUCAAGUCAAGUCAUUACUAAAGCAUACAUGUAUUUCCUGACCAGAGGCCCUUUUCAUAAAAACUUACAAUCAAACUUAGUCUUUAUUUGUUUGGAACUUCCAUAAAAACCUUGAUUUUGAUUGGCUGCUGAGCCCUGUUAAUGUGGAAGUUACCAUAAUUGUAUUCCUUUCUGAAACUGACCCCAAUAGUAAAAAUACACUACUUCUCAUUAAUAUUUAUGUCUCUAAAUAAUCUGGCAUUUUGAAGAAUAUUUUAGGACUAUCUUCCUUCCUUUUGUAUUCUUAUUUUUCGACAGUGCUUUUGAUAUCAAAGGAGUUUGUAAAGAACAAGUAUACCAUCAUUUUAUAUAUUUGGAUGAAAUUAUAUCACUUUUUUGUAUAGGGCCGAGUGGUUUAGGCCAAAUGUGUAGAUAGAAAAUAGAGUCGUGCAUGACUGUACAAACGGCGUUUUGAAGAAGUACAAGAAUGAAUUCAUGUACUAGCUGCUCGUGCAUGCAAGAUUUUUAAAAGUUACUCGACAACCGUUGCAUUAUCGGUAUUUCUCUGUUCAGGCACAUUGAAUCAAACAGGAUUUUCAUUCUUUUUAUGCAAGCAUUGAUGAAGAAGUUAUUUCGUAUCAAUGUUAUUUAGGGGUGAGGAUUCUGUUCGCCAUAAAUUAUUUGUAAAUUGAUGUAAUGUCCCAUAUCCAUAAUGACAUUCUAGCGUUCAAAUACUUGUACUAACAAUUAUUUGUUCACUGUCACAACUUUAUCAGCAAUUUGACCAUCGUCAAUAAUAUAAUAUAAUAAUAAUCCGUUUUUUAUAUAGCGCUUAAUACAUCGGAACGACGUGUCUAAGCGCUUUACAGAUAUAUUAUUACCCCGGUCAUCGGAUUCAAUCAGUCAUUCCCGCUUUUUAGUUAGUCAAAGCAUCCUCAAUUGCACAUUGUUUCAAAGUUGCCAGCAUUUCAGUAUUGCAGUAUUUCAUCAAACAUCCGGACUGGAAAUUGAAUUUAAUCAUAUCUUGCACUGUGUACAAAAGCAAAAUGUACUGGAAUAGUAUCUUUACUUAUUAUCUGUAAAUAAUGUACAUAUUUUCCCACUAUCUGUAAACAUGUAUAGACUUUGCAGUAUUUAAUAUUUUCCAUUUCCAUUUAACAUAAUCAGAAGCUUGCCAAAAAUGUCCAAACAUCACUUCACAGAGCUUCACGCAUUCGUCGGGUGAAACAAUAAUGAAUAAGGUUGAGUAACAUGGUGGGUUAUGUUUAUUAUUAUUAUCUCUUGGAUUCUUCUAAUUAUAUUUAGUGACAUGUUCAUUGGCUGGUAUCAUCAUCUAAUCAUUGCAAAAUUAUAUAAUCUGUAAUAUAAUUCUUGAAAGCUUUUGUAUAUGACAUUUACAUGCUUGGACCAAAUUUAUCUUUUUUUUUAAUGAUGCACUUUCAUAUGUAAUCAUUGGCUCUUGAUAGCCUUCAAAUUGGCAACUAACGAUACCAUACAAAAGUUAUCUGCUGCUUAGUGUAAUAUAUGUCUUGCUUUUUUUUUAUACAACUGAAUGUGAAUGAUAGUAUGUUUCAUCAUUGCUGACUCUAUGUAAUUACAAAUGUAUAUCUUAUAAAGAGUAUGUAAUCAAUUAGGGGAAGGCCCAAAGCAGCUAUCUGGUUCCGCUAACACAAAAUUUAUAGACUGAUUGUAGGCAUUUUAUAUUUGAUUGCAUUGAUCUUCAUGUGCAUUCUAAUUUAUAAGUUGUUUUAUGAUCAGUAUAAGCUUUUUGUUAAGGACAAGAACAAAGCAUGGAAUUUGGCUCACAGGGCUAAAAGCAAAUAGCCCUGGUUGCAUUAUCUGUUUUAGGGGUAUGAUUCUGACAACAUAUCUAAAUGCGUUAUACGUUGUAGUCAUGUUUUUGUUUUGUUGUAGAAUAAAUCUAGAUUUCUUUGCUUGCUUUGAAGGCAAAGGAGUCAGAAAAGCGGAA